AUGAGCGCACUCAUCUACGGUAUCAUAGCUGUAACCCUCGAUAUAGGAGGACAGGCCAUGUUUUACACCAUAGGAGCAAUCAUCAAAUUCGUGGACGAGCGGAAGGAUAACAAGGACGCAAAAGCCGUUGAACGGGUGUCCAGUAAUCCGGCGUUAGUGCAGCAAGUCAUCCAGAACGCGCAGAAUACGCCCACCAAAGAGCGCUAA
Geodia barretti is the source of this 207-nucleotide messenger RNA. The record is from the annotation of a GenBank genome assembly. NCBI's taxonomy places the organism in Eukaryota, Metazoa, Porifera, Demospongiae, Tetractinellida, Geodiidae.